This is a messenger RNA of Saccharomyces kudriavzevii IFO 1802, 4065 nucleotides long. It is a transcript of the gene DRS2, whose product is annotated as aminophospholipid-translocating P4-type ATPase DRS2. The transcript has a single exon. Gene Ontology annotation, molecular function: ATPase-coupled intramembrane lipid carrier activity; ATP hydrolysis activity; magnesium ion binding. Gene Ontology annotation, biological process: endocytic recycling; intracellular protein transport; post-Golgi vesicle-mediated transport. The record is from RefSeq and is a predicted model, not a curated record. Lineage: Eukaryota; Fungi; Ascomycota; Saccharomycetes; Saccharomycetales; Saccharomycetaceae. Gene Ontology annotation, cellular component: plasma membrane. The coding region runs from base 1 to 4065 and encodes 1354 amino acids.
AUGAAUGAUGAUAAAAAGCCCCCCCAAAAAAGGAAACCGGGGGAAGAUGACACGCUUUUUGAUAUUGAUUUCUUAGAAGAUACUGUUCCUCCCUCUGGGUCCCAUUCAAAGAUUACCAGCUCCCACACUAGUGCGAAUCAUGUGCCACCGAGCCAUAUAUUUCCCGAAGAAACCAUUGAUUUAGAUGCUGAUGAUAACAUUGAAAACGAUAUACAUGAAAAUCCAUUUAUGAGUAACAAUGACGAUGAUGGAAUGUCAUGGAAUGCCAAUAGAUUUGACUCUAAUGCAUAUCAACCUCAUCCGCUGAGUGCGGGAAAACCUGCCGGUUUUUUUACUAGGUUUGGGAAUGGCCUCAAAAACGCCUUUACAUUCAAAAGGAAGAAAGGCCCUGAGAGUUUCGAAAUGAACCACUAUAAUCCGGUGACCAAUAAUGAAUUAGAUGAUAGCUAUUUGAAUUCGAGGAAUAAGUUUAACAUUAAGAUCCUUUUUAACCGGUAUAUUCUAAGAAAAAAUGCUAGUGACGCAGAGGGCAACGGAGAACCAAGAGUCAUUUAUCUUAACGACCCCUCGUCCAAUUCCUCGUUUGGUUAUAGCGAUAAUCAUAUAUCCACCACCAAGUAUAACUUUGCCACUUUUUUACCUAAGUUUUUAUUCCAAGAAUUCUCCAAGUAUGCCAAUCUGUUUUUCUUAUGUACAUCCGCCAUUCAACAGGUGCCCCAUGUCUCACCAACCAACAGAUACACAACCAUUGGUACUUUGCUAGUAGUGUUAAUUGUCUCUGCGAUGAAAGAAUGUAUCGAGGAUAUCAAGAGAGCCAGUUCCGAUAACGAAUUAAACAAUUCUACAGCAGAAAUAUUUUCAGAAGCACAAGAUGACUUUAUUGAGAAAAGAUGGAUCGAUAUUCGUGUCGGCGACAUAAUAAGAGUAAAGUCUGAGGAACCUAUUCCCGCUGAUACCAUUGUUUUAUCGUCCUCGGAACCGGAAGGUCUCUGCUACAUAGAAACUGCCAAUUUGGAUGGUGAAACAAAUUUAAAGAUCAAACAAUCAAGAGUGGAAACUGCAAAGUUUAUUGAUGCCCGAACAUUGAAGAAUAUGAAGGGAAAAAUUGCUUCUGAACAGCCAAACUCCAGCUUGUAUACAUAUGAAGGUACCAUGACAUUGAAUGAUUGCCAAAUACCGUUAUCACCAGAGCAAAUGAUUUUAAGAGGUGCAACUUUAAGAAAUACCGCUUGGAUAUUUGGUUUAGUUAUCUUCACUGGUCAUGAGACCAAACUAAUGCGUAAUGCUACUGCAACACCCAUCAAGAGGACCGCGGUUGAGAAAAUUAUCAACAGGCAAAUUAUUGCAUUAUUUGCAGUCUUAGUCGUGCUUAUUUUGAUCUCGUCUAUUGGUAACGUUAUCAUGUCUACUGCAGAUGCCAAACAUUUAUCUUAUCUCUACCUGGAGGGAACCAAUAAAGCUGGGUUAUUCUUUAGAGAUUUUUUAACAUUUUGGAUUUUGUUCUCCAAUUUGGUCCCCAUCUCUUUAUUUGUUACAGUUGAAUUGAUCAAAUAUUAUCAAGCUUUUAUGAUAGGUUCGGAUUUAGAUUUAUAUUAUGAGGAAACUGAUACCCCAACUGUUGUUCGUACGUCCUCUUUGGUUGAAGAACUUGGUCAGAUUGAAUACAUCUUUAGUGACAAAACAGGAACGUUAACUAGAAACAUCAUGGAAUUCAAAUCUUGUUCUAUUGCAGGCCACUGUUAUAUUGAUAAAAUACCUGAAGACAAAACAGCUGCUAUGGAAGAUGGGAUUGAAGUUGGUUUUAGAAAAUUUGACGAUUUGAAGAAAAAAUUAAAUGAUCCCUCUGACGAGGAUUCACCUAUCAUCAAUGAUUUCCUGACAUUAUUAGCUACCUGCCACACUGUCAUUCCAGAGUUCCAAAGUGAUGGCUCUAUUAAAUAUCAAGCGGCUUCUCCUGACGAGGGUGCUCUUGUUGAAGGUGGUGCGGAUUUAGGGUAUAAGUUCAUCAUUCGUAAACCAAAUUCCGUAACAGUGCUAGUAGAGGAAACCGGCGAGGAGAGAGAAUAUCAAUUAUUAAACAUCUGCGAGUUUAAUUCCACUAGAAAGAGAAUGAGUGCCAUAUUUAGAUUUCCGGAUGGUUCAAUAAAGUUGUUUUGUAAAGGUGCAGAUACUGUCAUCUUGGAAAGAUUGGAUGAUGAAGGUAACGAAUUUGUGGAAGCUACAAUGAGACAUUUGGAAGAUUAUGCAUCUGAAGGUUUGAGGACUCUGUGUUUGGCCAUGAGAGAUAUCUCUGAGGGAGAAUAUGAGGAAUGGAAUAAUAUUUACAACAAAGCCGCCACGACACUAGAUAACAGAGCUGAAAAGCUAGACGAAGCCGCAGACCUAAUUGAGAAAAAUUUGAAUUUAAUUGGUGCAACUGCUAUUGAGGAUAAAUUACAGGAUGGUGUUCCAGAGACCAUUCGCACAUUACAAGAAGCGGGUAUCAAAAUUUGGGUUUUAACUGGCGAUAAACAAGAAACUGCUGUCAAUAUUGGUAUGAGUUGCCGGUUACUGAGCGAAGAUAUGAAUUUGUUGAUUAUCAACGAGGAAACCAAAGAGGACACUGAAAGAAAUUUGUUAGAGAAGAUCAAUGCUCUCAAUGAGCAUCAAUUAUCAACACAUGAUAUGAACACUUUGGCACUUGUCAUUGAUGGUAAAUCACUGGGCUUCGCUCUGGAACCAGAAUUGGAAGAUUAUUUGUUGACUGUAGCAAAACUUUGUAAAGCAGUUAUAUGUUGUCGUGUAUCCCCAUUACAAAAGGCUCUGGUUGUUAAAAUGGUAAAGAGAAAGUCCUCUUCGCUGUUGCUAGCGAUUGGUGAUGGUGCUAACGAUGUUAGUAUGAUUCAAGCCGCACAUGUCGGUGUCGGUAUUAGUGGUAUGGAAGGUAUGCAAGCUGCUCGGUCGGCUGAUAUAGCUGUGGGCCAAUUUAAAUUCUUAAAGAAAUUACUGCUGGUUCACGGUUCGUGGUCCUAUCAAAGAAUUUCCGUCGCAAUCCUAUAUUCAUUUUACAAAAAUACAGCCUUAUACAUGACACAGUUUUGGUACGUUUUUGCAAACGCAUUUUCCGGCCAAUCUAUUAUGGAAUCGUGGACGAUGAGUUUCUAUAACUUAUUUUUCACUGUUUGGCCCCCUUUUGUUAUUGGUGUCUUUGAUCAAUUCGUUAGUAGUAGAUUACUUGAGCGUUACCCACAAUUAUACAAAUUGGGACAAAAGGGCCAAUUCUUCUCUGUCUACAUCUUUUGGGGAUGGAUCAUAAAUGGAUUUUUUCAUUCUGCGAUAGUGUUUAUCGGCACCAUAUUGAUUUAUAGAUAUGGAUUUGCCUUAAAUAUGCACGGUGAACUGGCUGAUCAUUGGUCUUGGGGUGUAACUGUCUAUACCACAAGUGUCAUUAUAGUACUGGGGAAAGCUGCCUUGGUGACUAACCAAUGGACAAAAUUCACUUUAAUUGCCAUUCCUGGAUCCCUUUUAUUUUGGUUAAUAUUCUUCCCAAUUUAUGCUUCUAUUUUUCCUCAUGCAAACAUCUCAAGAGAGUAUUAUGGUGUGGUUAAACACACAUAUGGGUCCGGUGUAUUUUGGCUGAGUUUGAUCGUUUUACCGGUUUUUGCUCUAGUCAGAGACUUUCUAUGGAAGUAUUAUAAAAGAAUGUACGUGCCGGAAACUUAUCACGUUAUUCAAGAAAUGCAAAAGUAUAAUAUAAGUGAUUCAAGGCCGCACGUUCAGCAAUUCCAAAAUGCCAUCAGGAAAGUGAGACAAGUGCAAAGAAUGAAAAAACAAAGAGGGUUUGCCUUUUCACAGGCUGAAGAAGGCGGUCAGGAAAAAAUCAUCAGAAUGUAUGAUACCACUCAAAAGAGAGGUAAGUACGGUGAAUUGCAAGAUGCUUCUGCAAACCCAUUUAGUGAUAAUAAUGGACUCGAAAGCAAUGGCUUGGAAAGCGCAGGUCCCUCUAUUGAAAAUCCUUUUGCUGAUGAUACUCAAAGUGUCAAUAAAGUCAAUUCUUCAAGAGAUGAUUUUUCAUUUGAUUUAUGA